UGUAUUCCAUUUCAAGUCAGAUUUACAAUGACAUUAAAAAAAUAUAUUUCAAAUUUUUAAAUUUAGAUAAUAACAAAAUUAAAUCUUCUGUAAUUAAUAAUAAACUAACAAAAAAAAUAAUUAACUUUUUUUUUCUAUUUACAUUUAAAUAAAAUCGAUAGUAUAUUUAAAUAAAAGUGAACAAAAAACAAAUGGUGAUAGCUUUCAUUGGAUAAAAAUUUAAAUACAGAAUAAUAAAAUAAGUGUUAUUAGAUACAUAAAUAAAUAUGAAAUUAAUUAUAAAUAUUAUUUUAAAUUGUUGUUUUAUUGUUUUGGUAUUUUCUACCAAUGAUAAUUCAUCUGACUUGGGAACUAUUGUAUUUACAAACAUACUGUUUAGACAUGGAGACAGAACACCUGUGAAACCUUAUCCGAAUGAUCCUCAUGGUAAUGAAUCAGAAUGGCCUGUACCAUUUGGCCAAUUAACAAUUACGGGAAUGCAUCAACAUUUAUUAUUAGGUCAAUGGCUAAGGUCACGGUACCGUAACCUGAUAUCAGAUCACUAUUCGAUUAAUGAUAUUUAUGUACGUAGUACAGAUGUUGAUCGUACAUUAAUGUCAGCAGAAUCAAAUUUAGCUGGAUUGUACCCACCUAAAGGCAAUCAGAGAUGGGAUAACAUGAAAUGGAUGCCGAUACCAGUGCAUACGGUACCUGAGAAACUGGACAGUUUGCUAGCUGGUAAAAAAAAAUGCCCACGUUACGAUCAUGAACUAAAAUUACUUAUGGAAUCAGAGAUAUUUAAAAGAAUAAACCACCAGAAUUCAAAGCUGUAUGAUUACUUAACACAUAAUGCGGGGAAAAAAAUUGAUUCGCUGAAAGAACUUGAGUAUCUUUACAAUACAUUAUAUAUUGAGACCUUAUACAAUAAAACACUACCCGACUGGACAAAAUCAGUGUAUCCAGACAAAAUGAAACCGCUUGCAGACUUUAGUUUUAAAAUAGCAGCCUACAAUAAAAUAAUGCAGCGACUAAAAAUAGGUUUGCUGAUAGGAGAAAUGACUGAUCACAUGGUUUUAAAAUCGCACGGCAAAUUAUCACCUGAUAGAAAAAUAUGGAUGUAUAGCGCUCAUGAUGAUACUGUAGCUAAUUUAUUGAUGGCAUUAAAUUUAUUUUAUCCUCACUGUCCGCCUUACGCGGCGACAGUUCUCAUUGAAUUACGAACAAAUUUAAUUAAUGAAUUUUUGGUGACGAUUUCUUAUAAAAAUACUAGCGGAGAGCCAAGUCUGUUAACAUUACCAGGUUGUACGCCAUCUUGUCCACUUGAUGACUUCAUUAGAUUAACUAAAGAUGUCGUGCCGACUGAUCUUGAGAGAGAAUGUCUGAUUGGUUCAUUAGAUAAUCAAAAUAUUUUAAGCUCUAAUCAAAAUGGUUACCGCAGUUUUGACAAUGGUGUUAACAUUCCUAUGGUAUUAGGAGUGUUGAUAUCGACAAUAGUGAUGAUUACUAUAAUGAUCGUACUGAUAUUAUUUUUUUAUUGGCAUUAUAAACGUAAUUACCAUCAGUAUUACUUGCGUCUUUCAACAGAACCACUUUAGAAGACUUUUUAAUUUUUUAAUUACAAAAACUAUAUAUUUAUUAUCAAUUAAUUGUUGUAGUAUAUGUUUUUUUGCAUAAUAUAAUUAUAAUACAGAAUAUUUUUCUGGAACACUGCGCUACCGGAAGGUCGAGGGUUCGAUUCCGACGCAGUGUCUAUGUUUUAAAAUUAAAUAUAUUUUUAAUAUUUCCUUUAAGAUGCAUAGAAAGUUAUUAAAUUAUUUACAAUAUAUUACAAAAAAUUGUUAACUAAAUCAUUGAAUUCCCUGGUAGAAAUUUGUCCCGGUAUACCCGAUUACAAAACAGCACCUGAUUAGGGGAAUGACUGAUGUCCUGAUUAUAUGAAUUCCAGAGAAAGUCAGGUCAUGAGAAAAUCUAUAACCUGGCCAGUAGGUGCUGAGCCAGUUACAAAUAUUCUAAUAAUAUUUCAUGAUUAUCCUUGGCGGGCCUGAUCUUACAGUAGGUCUGCCGUAACUUCCGGUAUAUCUACCGUAACAUUACUACGAUAUUAUGAUAAAUUACCGCGAUGAUGUAGUCAAAUUACCCUAAACUUACUGUCAACAUGUCGUAACCCUGCUUAAAAAAUCCGAUAGAUUCUUAUCGCUGUAUGUAUAGACCCUAUACUUAACUAUAGUACUUCUCAUAGAACUCAUUCAUUUUUAUAAUAUCUUUAUCAUAAUUUAUGAGAAUUUACUGGAUUCUAUGAGAUUUUCUAAACAGGGAAUUUACAGUACAUUUAUUGUAAAAAAAUUAGAUUUACUUGAGAUUUAAUUACUUGAAGGGAAAGUUUACAUGUCGCUGUUUACACAGUUAAAAAAAUUGUUUGAAUUUUAAAAACAUUGUAUAUAACGCAAUAAACACAUCCAUUUGUGCUUGAAAUUUCAUUACUAAUUUCAUAUAGAAUUUAAAAUACACGUUUUUGAAUUUUCAA
Molecule: messenger RNA, 2503 nt
Organism: Microplitis demolitor
Lineage: Eukaryota; Metazoa; Arthropoda; Insecta; Hymenoptera; Braconidae
Product: prostatic acid phosphatase
Exons: 5
Coding region: 267-1574 (435 amino acids)
Biological process (GO): dephosphorylation
Molecular function (GO): phosphatase activity
Source: RefSeq, a predicted model, not a curated record